AUCUCAGAAAGAUACUUCGUACAAUAUUUUUAAUAAAAAAAAAAAAAAUUUCUAAAAAAAAUCAUAACAAACAAUAUCUAAAAAUAUAAUUUUGCCAACAAAAACAUGAAUUUGUUGCUUACAAAAAAGAGUCGGUUUUAACGGAUAUAUGAAAAACAAAAAAAGGAAUAAGAUUUGGUUGGUGGCAUAGCUGGUUUGGUUAGGUAGAUAUAUUUAAAACCAAACCAAAAUCACAGUCUCACACACAUUUGACAAAAUCAAGACCAACACGAAACAACAACACAACACACAAUCAUGGCAAAACAAUCCUUAAUCUUCCUCAUCGUAUCCUUAACCUUAACCUUGUUCUGCAUCACAAAUUCAACAGCAAAAGAAUCCAUAUACGACCUACUUCCUAAAUACGGUCUCCCAAGUGGUCUUUUACCAAACACUGUCACCGAUUACACACUCUUCGAUGAUGGUAGAUUCGUUGUGUAUUUGGAAAAUACUUGUUAUAUACAGUUCGAUUAUCUUGUUUAUUAUGAAAAGAAAAUUACUGGGAAAUUGAGUUAUGGAUCAAUUAGUGAUCUUAAGGGUAUUCAAGUUCAACGUGUUUUUAUUUGGUUUAAUGUUGAUGAAAUUAAGGUUGAUUUGCCUCCUUCAAAUAGUAUUUAUUUUCAGGUUGGGAUUAUUAAUAAGAAGCUUAGUGUUGAUCAGUUUAAAACUGUUCAUUCUUGCCGUAACUCACUUGGAUCUUCUCCUUGUUCAUCUAUCUCAUCACUGCUUCCUGCUCCACUGGAAGAAAUUCCCAUGCUUCUCACAGAGUAGAUGCAAUGCAGCCAGUACUAUGGUAUAAUGGAGAGAGACAUCUUCACCUGCAAUUGUACCUCUAUUGCUAGCUAGCUUAUGAAUCAAGAGUCCGGACUCGCAAAUAUCGAGUCUGGUUGGUUGAGUUAUAUUAUUAUUAUAUAUCCUUACGAGACUUUCAUGAACAUAUUAUGUACAUAUUUAAGUUCGGAGACUUCGACUUUGUGUGUGCUUUCUGUUUCCAGUUAGACUUCUUUUGCGGGUAUAUAUAUAUUCAAUGGCUAUGCAGUGGCUACAGCAUUUAGAGGA
Messenger RNA from Trifolium pratense (red clover), 1095 nucleotides. RefSeq lists its product as uncharacterized. The transcript has 2 exons. NCBI's taxonomy places the organism in Eukaryota, Viridiplantae, Streptophyta, Magnoliopsida, Fabales, Fabaceae. Bases 295 to 807 code for a protein of 170 amino acids. The record is from RefSeq and is a predicted model, not a curated record.